This is a messenger RNA of Camelina sativa (false flax), 1828 nucleotides long. Its product is annotated as NAC domain-containing protein 82-like. NCBI's taxonomy places the organism in Eukaryota, Viridiplantae, Streptophyta, Magnoliopsida, Brassicales, Brassicaceae. The record is from RefSeq and is a predicted model, not a curated record. Gene Ontology annotation, biological process: regulation of DNA-templated transcription. Gene Ontology annotation, molecular function: DNA binding.
CUCCAUCAGUCACUAACUCUUCCCCCUGGCUUCUCCUUCAAGCUAUACUCUCAUUCUCUCUCCUCCGACCACAGUCGUCUGUUCCUCCGCUUCACCUUCUCCUACGGGUGUUUCUUUUUGAGUUGUACAGCAGAUGUCUGUUGAUAUCUGCAAGAAGAAUCCAUCGUUUCUUUGGUGUGACUGUGGUUAUAUGAGCAGAGCAAGGUUGUUGUGGUGCUUUCAGACAAUCUUGUUCAACCAUUCUACUUUUACUUGAACCUUUCAAACCCCUUGUCUUCUUCUUUCUUCUCCCUAGCUUCUUCACAAUUCUCUGUUUGGUCUUGUUACUGUGAGUUUACUAGUGAGGGAAGUUACUUUAGUGUAGUGAAAGUUUGGGUUCAAUGGUGAAAACUAACUUGGCACCUGGAUUUCGGUUUCAUCCGACUGAUGUUGAACUUGUGAGAUACUACUUGAAGAGAAAAGUUUUGGGGAAAAAGUUCCAAGUUGAUGCUAUUGCUGAGAUCGACAUUUACAAGUUCGAACCACCUGAUUUACCCGAGAAAUCAUGUCUAGGGACUGGUGAUCUAAAAUGGUACUUCUUCUGUCCAAGAGAAAAGAAGUAUCCUAAAGGCGGUAAGGCUAACCGCUCGACUGAAUGUGGUUACUGGAAGACCACAGGGAGAGACAGAGAUGUUUUAUACAAUAACCAAGUCGUUGGGAAGAUAAGAACUCUGGUUUAUCACUUUGGGAAAACACCUCGUGGUGAUCGGACUGAUUGGGUCAUACAUGAAUAUAGACUUGAAGACCAAGUACUCGCUCAAAAGAAUGUUCCUCAGGAUAGUUAUGUGCUUUGCGUUCUGUUUAAGAAAAAUGGGCUUGGACCAAGACAUGGUUCUCAAUAUGGAGCUCCAUAUAAGGACGAGGAUUGGAGUGGUGAUGAAGAAGAAGAUACUCAACACCUUGUAGCUGCAGUUCCUUCUGCAGUAAACGCUGGUCCUGGUCCUGGUCCUGGUCCUGGUCCUUGCAAAGAAACCAGUCUAGUUGCUACGACCUCACAAUCGCACGCUGUUAAAGAUUGUUUAACAGCAGGAGUGAUAUCAGAAUCUUGCGUCUCUGAUGUACCGCCACUAACUGCCACAGUGCUUCCACCUCUAACAAGUGACGUUGUAGGUUACGCUCCAAUGUCUUCUACACCUCUUCUUGAGGUUCCUCAGGUACCCCACGAUGAUGACGAUGAGUUAAAUUCGAUGCUAGAUCUCUUUUCUGUUGUGAAUGAAGAGUGUUUACUUUUCGACGAUUUGGACUACCAAAAUGAGGUAAGAGAUGAGCCUGGUGUUUAUGUAAACGAGGAGGAAGCUCCAGUAGUAUUAGGAGAUGGCAAUUUCAGUGGAAUGUUUGACCUGAGCGACGAGCAGGUCAUGGAGAUGGAGGAUCUGAUACAGCCGCCCUCUCCUCCUCCUCCUCCGGACACUCAAGCUAGUAAUCCCGAUGAAUCAAGAAGCUAACAACGGUCAGAAUUAGGAGGAGCGACCAUUUAGUAUUAUCUUUGUUGCUCUAGUAUGGAAACAGAGACCAAACAUAAACAUAUGAAGCAGCUUUUUAAUAACCAGAGUGAAGAAUGUUUUUCUUCUUCUGUCGACAUCUCUGUGUGUACACGAAAAGAAGAGACAAAACAAAAGAAUCAGAGUAACAUGGAGACCGUGAGAGAUGUGUGGAGCCAGCUAUUUCUAUGUUAUGUUUCUCCAAAACUACGUUGUUGUAUGUGUAGUCUUAAAAUUUUAUCAUCAUCUAAUUGUGGGAAAGACCUUUUUGCUUUUUAACUUGUGGUAAUAUUCCAUGGUUUCUCUUA